AUGAGUGGAGAAUUUGAUUUUCGAGCAUUGUUGCUCAAAAUACAGGAUCUUCUAUCUGACAAUGAUCGACAUCGUUUUCUUUUUCUUCUUGGCGAAGAUGUUCCCAGAUAUUUGCGUGAUGAUCCUUCACUUAGUGGAACGCUUCGUGUACUGGAAUCUCUUUUGGAAAAGGCAAUAAUCAGCGAUCAAGAUUGUGAUUAUCUUAUUAAAGUAUUCAAGAAAAUACAUUGUAAUGAUGCUGCAAAACGACUUCAAGAAUAUCAGCUAGCAUUGGAACAUUUUAGUCAACGAAGUUGUUCACUUCAAGAUAUUCUUUUAUUCGACAAUGACGAUGAGGAUAACAUGCCUUCGCCUAUUUAUCCAUUACGUGGAAGCUCCAUUAACAUUCAUCCGAAUGCUCGAUGGCAACAGAAUGGCCUCACUGUGGCUGGAGACAAUAGACAAGGCAAUGGAAUCAAUCAACUCUCUAACCCAUUUGGUUUGUAUGUAGAUGAUGAUCAAACAAUAUAUGUUGCUGAUCGAUGGAAUCACCGUGUUGUAGAAUGGAAACGGGGUGCGACGAGUGGUCAAGUGGUUGCCGGUGGAAAUGGAGAAGGAAGUGGUGCUCAUCAGUUAUCUGAACCAUUAGAUGUGAUUGUCGACAAACAGACAGAUAGUCUUAUCAUCUGCGAUCGUUCGAAUACUAGAGUGGUUCGAUGGUCUCGUCGAAAUAGAACAAGCGGAGAAACAAUCAUCUCCAACAUCUAUUGUGUGGGUUUGGCAAUGGACGAGAAUGGAUCUCUCUAUGUCGUUGACUAUCGAAGAGCUGAAGUGAGACUAUAUCGAAGAGGAGAAUCUCAAGGAAUAGUGAUUGCAGGUGGCAAUGAAAGUGGAAAUCGUCUCGAUCAACUCUCUAUUCCACAAUAUGUAUUCGUCGAUCGAAACCAUUCAGUGUACGUAACUGAUUGGAGAAAUCAUCGUGUGAUGAAAUGGAUGAAAGGUGCAAAACAAGGCACUGUCGUAGCUGGUGGUAAAGGAGAAGAAAAUGGUCUUAUACAAUUGUCAGAUCCUCAAGGAGUCAUUGUCGAUCAAUUGGGCACUAUCUAUGUGGCUGAUGACGGGAAUGAUCGAAUCACGCGUUGGCCCAAAGGAGCCACAAAGGGAAGUGUCAUUAUUGGUGGAAACGGUAGAGGAGGACAAUCGAACCAACUCAAUGGGCCUGUCGGUUUGUCAUUCGAUCAACACGGCAAUCUCUAUGUCGUCGAUAGCGGAAAUCAUCGAGUACAAAAAUUCAAUAUCGAUUCCAGUCAAUAA
Molecule: messenger RNA, 1293 nt
Organism: Rotaria sordida
Lineage: Eukaryota; Metazoa; Rotifera; Eurotatoria; Philodinida; Philodinidae
Source: the annotation of a GenBank genome assembly